Cryptomeria japonica (Japanese cedar) is the source of this 1578-nucleotide messenger RNA. RefSeq names its product disease resistance protein Roq1-like. Lineage: Eukaryota; Viridiplantae; Streptophyta; Pinopsida; Cupressales; Cupressaceae. The record is from RefSeq and is a predicted model, not a curated record. Gene Ontology annotation, molecular function: ADP binding. Bases 1 to 1578 code for a protein of 525 amino acids. The transcript has 7 exons. Gene Ontology annotation, biological process: signal transduction; defense response.
AUGGCCUCUACUUCUGCAUCUACUUUCGCCGGGAGUAAAAGAAAGACUGAGGACAUGGGAGCUUUUGACGGAUUUGCACCAUCUGCAUCUACUUGUGCCUCAAAACUCAUCAAAAGACCGUCGUACAAUGUAUUCAUCAAUCAUCGUGGUCCAGAUGUCAAACACACCUUAGCUAGCGUUCUCUACGGUAUCCUCACUGCUAUGGCACUCUCUGUUUUUUUGGAUUCAGAGGAAUUGGAAUAUGGCGAUUUCUUGCCCCGAACGAUAGAAGCAGCAAUGGCCAGCGCUUUGCUUCAUAUUGCUAUUUUCUCCAAGGGCUAUGCUGAAUCGCCCUGGUGCUUGGCGGAACUAUACAUAGCUCAAGGGAAAGGAGUGUAUGUUGACGCUUUCAAGAAGCAUGAACAGAAGGGUAGAUACAAACUGGAACAGCUUCAGGAGUGGAAGGAGGCUCUCUACAAAGUCUCGUUUUACACUGGCCAAAUCAUUAAAACUAAUGACGAUGAGAAGAGACUGCUGAAAAAUAUUGUGAAUUGUGCCUUGAAAGUAAUAAAAGAUGUGCCAUUACUGGUUGCAAAACAUCCAGUAGGAAUUUGGGGAAUGGGUGGUUCCGGAAAAACGACACUUGCCAAAGAGUUAUACAAUAAGAGAUCCUCAUCCAUGGACAGGUCCAGUUUUAUUUUUGAUGUAAGAGAUAGUGCAGCCAAAGGCUUGUUGCAUAACAAGCAGAUUCAACUCCUCAAAGGCCUGGGUGUCCAAAAUGAAACAUUUGAUAGUAUAGAGCAAGGUAAGGCAAUUCUUACUAGGCAUUUGAGAUCAGUUAGGGUGCUCUUUGUUUUUGAUGAUGUGGAUCACAAGGAUCAAUUGGAUGCUCUUUUGCCUGCUAAAGACAAACUUCGAGAAGUAUUUGGCGGACAGUUAUAUGGAGAGUCUCGUAAGGAAUAUUGGGAAUCUCUCUUGCAUAAGAUCUCAAGAAUAUUGUCUGAUGAUAUCAAAAAUAUACUCAAAGUAAGUUAUGAUGCCCUUGAUUUUGAAGAGAAAGAGGUGUUCUUAGAUACUGCUUGUUUCUUUAUUGGAGAGGAAAACAAUCUGGCAAUUGAAAUAUGGAAUGGUUCAGGAUGGAGUGGCCUGUACAUCUGGGAAAGACUCAGAAAUAAAUGUUUAGUUGAAUUGGAUAAAGAAAAUUGUAUAACAAUGCAUGACCACUUAAGAGAUCUGGGAAGAGAAAUUGCAAAUCAAAAUUCACUCGGACGAGUUUGGUCAGCCCAACUGAUUAUUAAUGCUGAUAAACAAACAAAGAAAAGAAAUGACAUUCGAGGGAUCAUGGCAGAACUGAAGGAUAGUUUCUGGCAUUAUUCGGACAAACCCAUUGUUAAUAUAUAUGGAGGAGUUUUGUCACUUACACCAUCUUUAGGUGGACUAGAGAUUUUUGUGAUUGUAAGAGAUUAUUUUAAUCAGAUAUUUGACGAAAUAUCAAGAGAGCUGAUCUGGCUUCGCUGGUUCGAAAUUAGACAGAGAAAUCUUCCCUCAAAGCUUUCAUUGAAAAAUUUGAGGGUUUUAGAACUCUAUGAAAACGAGUAA